Messenger RNA from Asterias rubens (European starfish), 6342 nucleotides. Its product is annotated as hypoxia-inducible factor 1-alpha-like. Gene Ontology annotation, molecular function: DNA-binding transcription factor activity, RNA polymerase II-specific; RNA polymerase II transcription regulatory region sequence-specific DNA binding; protein dimerization activity. The transcript has 14 exons. NCBI's taxonomy places the organism in Eukaryota, Metazoa, Echinodermata, Asteroidea, Forcipulatida, Asteriidae. Bases 248 to 2851 code for a protein of 867 amino acids. Gene Ontology annotation, biological process: regulation of transcription by RNA polymerase II; cellular response to hypoxia. The record is from RefSeq and is a predicted model, not a curated record.
AGAUAGUGCCAGUAGACCAGACUAUAGUCGUACGCUAUAUCUAGACGCACAACUUACAGUGUGGCCGCAAUCCUCGGCAGUGUUCUGAGACUGUGCCAUGUUGGAAUUUUAAAAUUAUCGAGUGAGAAGUAAACAAAAGUCGUCACUGGAGUUUUAACCUGUUGUAGGUGUCUUUCGUUCCACUCUAUAACUACAAGUGCAACCGGAUUGACCGGGGAAAAAUUAAGAACACUAUUUUUUUGGAAGAAUGAAAAUGGCAACCAUGACAGCCCAACCACCAAAAGAGAAGAAAAGACGGAACUCUGAGAAGAGAAAGUUGAAAUCACGCAAUGCAGCACGAACCAGGAGAGAGAAAGAGACGUCCAUAUUUUACGAGCUUGCCCACGAGUUGCCGAUGCCACACAGCAUGUGUGCCCAGUUGGAUAAAUCAGGCAUUAUGAGAUUACUUCUCAGUUUCCUCAACAUCAGAAAAUUUGCACCCAAAGCCAUCAAAUCAGAACCAGUUGAUACAGACGGAGAAGAGUCGGCCCUGAGUAUUGACAGUCUCAUCGAUAACUACUACCUGAAAGCUCUAGAUGGAUUCGCCAUGAUUCUAUCACAGGAUGGAGAUAUCAUAUUCAUCUCGGAAAAUGUGACGCAAUACAUGGGACUCAAACAGAUUGACCUGAUGGGACAGAGCAUCUACGAUUACAGCCAUCCCUGCGAUCAUGAUGAAAUACGGGAACAUCUCUCCGACCAUCCCAGGUUGAACAUCAUAAAGAGUAGCAAAUCAAAACAGAAACAACAAGAACGACACAACUUCAUCAUCAGGAUGAAGUGCACCCUGACGGCCAAGGGGAAAAUCGUCACACAGAAGGCAGCAAUUUAUAAGGUUGUCUGUUGCAAAGGGCUGCUCAAAGUGUCCCCAUCAGAGGUCACCACUAGUGGUUAUCGACUGCCUGAGGUGAGCUGUGUCUCCCUGAUCGCCAUGCCCAUCCAACACCCUGCCAACAUUGAGAUCCCCAUGGACAAACAGACCUUCCUGACUAGGCACAGCAUGGAUAUGAACUUCACAUACUGUGAUGAAAGAAUCAAAGAUCUUCUUGGCUACGAUCCAGACGACUUGGUGGACAAAUCAUUCUACGACUUCUACCACGCCAUGGACAGCCACGUCAUUGAGAAAUGCCAUAGAGACUUGUUCGCCAAGGGGCAGGCCUCCAGUGAGAAGUACAGAUUCCUUGCUAAGAAGAGCGGAUACGCCUGGAUGGAGACCCAAGCUACGGUCAUCUAUAACAGCAAGACCAACAAGCCACAGUGCGUGGUUUGCGUCAACUACAUGAUCAGUGGUGUGGAGGAUGACCAAGCAGUGAUUUCCACACAUCAGUUGGAUGAAGGGAUACAGUUAAGCACAGAGGAGAUCUUCGUGCAACGCCCAGACGACCUCGACGACGACGACGUCUUUCCACUUUACCUCACUGGAUCAAAGAGCAAAGUGGCCAAUCCAGAGGAUCUGACCUACCUGGCCCCUACUCCGGGCAGUGCCAUGGUACUAUUGGACUUCACUACCCCGCUGCCCAACCUCUCUAAGACUACUGAAGCCCAAGAGCUGCAGCGACAGGACAGUCAGACCCAGGACUUUGUGCCGUUCUUUCCGUUUGUAGCCCUGGACACGAUCCCGGAGGACCAACAGUCAUCGGAUGGAGGGACAAACCAGGAGCCCUCUCAAACACCAGACUUGAUUCUUCCUGAAACCAAAUCACACAUGAGAUCAAGCAGAGACCCCCUGUUGUUGGAUGGCUUCAUGGAGAACCCGGCCCAACUGGAUGACCUGUCCAAGAGGGCGCCCUACAUCUCCCUGAGCGAUGACUUUGACUUCAAUUGUGACCAGCAGCUGAGUGAUGCUGAACUUCGUGAUGAUUCUUGGGAACCAGUCAACAUCUUCGGGAGCAACGUUAAAAACAACCCCUGUGUUGUCUCUGUUGGCUCGCCAUCAGUGUCCGAUGACAGGCAAGACUUGUUGAGUCCUUUGCCGUCAGAUGGCCACACCGGCCCGUCCACACCCUACAGUCAGAUUUCCGUGGGCUCCCCAAUGACACCUGUAAAGAAGCUCUGCCAGAGUAUGCCCAAUCUCUGGGUGACCACCGACGAUUGCGGGGAUGGAGAACUGUCCGUGCAGUCGCCGGGUAAGUACAUGUGGCCGAGCCCGCAGCUCCAACAACCAUCUCCUCUGGUCAGCCCCACUGGAUCGCAAGCCCUCGACGAGGGUAACUACUACAUCGAUCUGAACAACCAGAGUAAGGAGUUUUCUCCGCAACUGGCCGUGAAGAGAAAGCGGGAGACUCAAGAUGUCCAGCCACUCUUCAAGAUGGCGAGGAGGGAGAACCAAGGUCAAGAAGCUGGGGCGUCAUUCGACGGAGGAGGGAGCGAGAUGGGCGGUGCGGGAUGGAAGACUGGGAAAACUGGUGUGGAGCUUGAGGCUGCUCAACCUCCAAGUGAUGAAGGGAUGAGUGGUUUACAGUCACUGCUAUUCCAGCAGGAUGGCACAAACAUCAACAAUUUAUUUGGACACUCCCUGCUCUUACAAAAGGUUGCACAGCAGGUUGUCAACAACGCCAACAUGGUACCAUCAGGUAACCCACUCCUGAGCAGCAAUCAGUUGUCGCCGGGUGGUAGUGUCGGGCCAAAACAUCAGUUCCCGUCCUUCCUAACUCAGCCAGUGACCGUUGACCUGAAGGACAAAGCUUCCGCCGAUAACACUCUGGUAAACUGCCUGCUCCUGACCAGCCAAGACUUGGAUGUGAACACACCACUGCAGGCUUCAACGGGACUGCUGCAGGGUGAGGACUUGCUGCGGGCAUUGGAUGUACCUUGAAGUAUCCACCAGACUCGGUAUGUAAAAAACCAGGGAGAUGACUAGAGUUCACCGACCAACCCUAAAAAUCCUUAAAAUAUAUUUUAGUAUUCUUAAAACAAAUUGAUGUACAUAUAUACCCAUAUUUUCCUGCUGUUUCAUAUUUUGAAAAUGGAUGCUUUUUAUUUUCAUGAGAGAAAGGAAGGGUGAUGGAAAUUGUUGCUUACUCCCGCAAUUAAAUUGAAUGGGAGUUUAAGCAACUUUGCAUGUUGGGCCAGUAUCCUUUUUGUGAUUGUAUUUGUUUAUAGAGAGAAAGAAAAAAUGAAAUAAUGAGAGAGUUAAAUUAAGGAAUAGAAUUGUGACUAUUAUCAGUAUGCCAAUUUAAAACUGUGUGUGUAGUCGUAAAAGUUACGUGACUCUUAGUAUCCCACCACUAAAAUAAAAAGCACAUUUUUUUUAUAUCCAGUUUGAUAGAGCUGCUUAAACACAAAAUAAGCCAAGCAAAACAAAAUAAUGCUAACCAGAUAGUUUAAGCUUAGUAAAAUAAUGCUUACCAGAAUAAGGUUACCAGCCAAAAUACAGUUUGUGACUUGUAUCUUGCUCAUUAUUGCUAAGCAGGGAUAUUUUAAGCCAUGUUUUCUGCUUAAGCAGCUCUAUGAAAUUAGGCCCAGUUUAAAGGCUACAUGGAAAGGAAAGGGUGACAGUGAUGGAAACCGACCAGUUUCAUUUAUUGUUUUAUUUAUGGUACAUUGAUACCAUGUGAUUUCAGUUGUGGUUGAACUCAGCACUUGUUCUUUCACAGUAUAUCAGCACAAAUUUGUUUUUUUAAUUAUUUUAUUGUGGUGUGUGUUUUGUACAGUAUUAAGCGUUUGCUUUAGCUUGCCCCAAGUUGGCCUUCCUCUCAGAAAAAAAUGAGUCGAGUGAAGUCCAUUUAUUAUAGAAGUUGAGGAAGGAGGCUACAGUAACACAUUGAUUAGCGUUUGUGAAGCACUCGAUAGUAUAAUAUGUAUAUGUACAAGACCAAGUAAUUUUGUUUGUAAUUGGCCCGUCUUUUGUGAUGUCAUUCAUUGCCAUAUGAUCUGUCACCAUCUAUCAGUAUUUUCCUUCUUAAACUGCCAUGGGGAUUACUCUACUCAAAGACUCAAAGGGGGUGCAUGUAGAAUCAACACAGACUAAAUGCUCGGAUUAAACUUUAUAAAUUUGUAACUUUGUUAUUAUUAUUUUUAUUACUGAAAAAAAAAUGCAGUUAGGAGUUUGUUGUUGAACAUACAAAUGCACAAAACCAUAUUGUAUAUAAUAGAUUUUUAAUACAAAACAAAAAACAAAGGCUGAUGUACACAUUGCAUACAUAGAACGGCAGUCUCGCUCCUGGUUGACUGUAAUUGAAACAUUUGUCAAAAGCACAAACUCUUUUUAAAGUAACAUUUAUACAACUUUGAAAGAUUUUAAGGAUAUUUUGGGAAACAUUGCUACUGCACGAAGGUGAGAUUGUACAAUGUUCAUUAGUUUUAAAGCACAAACUUUUCAAGACAAUGUAUUAACUUUGUAUAAGGUUGUGAUCAAGUGGCAGGGUUUGGGCCCUGAGAUGCCAUGGGCUGUAGUCACUGUGAAGAACAUUCUUACUCCCAUGAAUUAUGGCACAAACUUUUCAAGACAAUGUAUUAACUUUAGAGCUGUGAUGUACAGUAUUGUAGAACGUGUGUCCCAAAUUGCUGUGUAAAUAGCCAAAUAUAUCUUUUUCCAUUUUGACAUUUUGUUUACUUUGAAGAAAACUAUUUUAUGACCAACAUCCCCUUGUGAUAAUUAACCCUUUUGAAGGUGCUAAACAGUUUUAGAGGAAACAAGACGACUUUUAUCAGAAUCUGCUCGCUGAUGACGAGCCUCUCAGAAUUUUAAGGUCUCUUGAGUUGCCAAGAUUGUUAAGAUAAGAGUAAAAAGAUUUAAGAAAUACUAAAAUAACAGUGAAGUACAUUAAUGUACAAUUGCCACUGAUUGCUGGAAACUGCAAAAAAGUGUGCCAAUAUUUGUUGUCCUUUUCAUCAUUUUUUUUUAUUGGUUGGAAUGAUACAAUGGUCAGAUUUUAUUUUUAACAUCUCAAAGAGUAAUAUUUUAAAACAUCUCAAUAACAAAUGGAAGUAAACAAGAAAUGGAAGUAAAAAACAACAAAUGCCAAGUGGAAGUAGUUAUAUUUAAGUUAAAUAAGAUAUACCCUGUACACAUUUCAAGGAAAAGUCAAUCGUUUUCAAUACACAGCACAAAAAACAACAACAAACAGAUCAGCGGUACAAAUUUCAAGGAAAAGUGAAUCGUUUUCAAUACACAGCACAAAACAACAACAACAAACAGAUCAGCUUAAGUUAUAGAACUCACUGCUGUUUUAACCCUCAUGGUUCGUGAUUUGUUUGUUUAUCUUCUAAUAGCUGUUGUAUCAAUAGCUGAUAAUAUUAAUGUAUCAAUAACAGAUAAUAUUAUGAAUUUUCAGCUCAUCUGAACAGCUUAAUUUUUAUUAAGAUGCCGUUUUGUUGGUAAGAAUAAGAUCAUCUGCCAUGGAUUGAACAAACUGAUUGACAUUGGUAGGUUGGUUAUAAAUAUUCGGAGAUUGGAAAGUGUACUUGCAGUUUCUUAAUUAAAACGAAAGACUUGCUGUAUUGGUUGAUAAUGAUGUAAAGUUAAAAUAUUGUAUCAAUUGCUUCUUGGUUUGAUCUUCCAGUUUCUUUGUUUGAAUUACAACUGACAAAAAACACUUCUUUCAAUCAAGUAGAGGCAAAUUUGAUUUAUCACUGAAAUUAUGGUAGAUUGAUAACUCAUAUUGAGCUGCUUUAGAUGACAUCUUUGAAAUUACGGUAGGAGGGAUACCAUGAGCUGAAAAAUAUAUUACAUAUUUUCAAUUUUAGUAUUUUACAGAUUAAAGUGUGUUAAUGAUCAUUGUAAUAUUUUAAUAUAAAUCUGUAUAAGGUUGUGAUCAAGUGGCAGGGUUUGGGCCCUGAGAUGCCAUGGGCUGUAGUCACUGUGAAGAACAUUCUUACUCCCAUGAAUUAUCGCCAAAGAUAUUUCACAAAAUGAUCUGGACCCAAUUUUUAUAAUAGCUGUUAAGCAGAAAAUACUGCUUAGCAAGUUGCAACAAGGUAAACUUUAUUGAUUUUUUUGCUGGUAACCAGUUUCUGUUAAGCAAUACUGUCUGUGCUUAGCAAGUUGGGGCUUGAUCUAUUUAACCACCUGUUUGAAUUGUAAGUGCUUAUCUGAAAGUCCAAUUACUGCCAUUAUGAACACUAUCAAAACUCAGAAUAAAGAACUUCCCUGGAAUGAUAUGGCUACAUCAUUUAGGAAAUAAGUGGAUAAACAUGGAGCUGGAAUGUUCUGCCAUAUUCUGUACAUUAAUGUACUCCUAACUUUUUGAUCUAGACAUAUACCCGCUUUUUGAGUUCACAAGAAGAUUUGGCUUGCAACCUGUUUUAAAAACUAGCCUUUUCUUUGUUUUUAUUUGGUUUGAAUAAAUACAAAUUAUAAGUAAA